Drosophila subpulchrella is the source of this 344-nucleotide messenger RNA. RefSeq lists its product as uncharacterized. The coding region runs from base 1 to 123 and encodes 40 amino acids. The record is from RefSeq and is a predicted model, not a curated record. NCBI's taxonomy places the organism in Eukaryota, Metazoa, Arthropoda, Insecta, Diptera, Drosophilidae. The transcript has 2 exons.
AUGACGGAGGAAAUAACAGGCGAUUGGAGCUAUUACGUGUAUAUAUCGCUGACGUUGGUUCCAGUCUAUUUGGCAUUUCGACUCAUUAAGUCGCUGGGCUGGCAGCUCUUCGUCAACAACUGAGCAAACAUCUGAGGCAGAAACUAAAGUUUCAGCCCUCGCCAGGAGAAUCCGUCGAGGAAAAGUCGAACAGCCAAAGCCGUAGAGCGUUCUAUAUAUGUAUAUAUAUUUUGUAAAAAUGCAAUAAAUGGGCAGCGAGGACUAGAAAGCGGGAAAGGAGUGAUAAUCAGGGGUCCAGCAGCUGCCAGGAUAGCCAGGAUUGCUGGGAACGUGUUGUGCUGUGU